Molecule: messenger RNA, 882 nt
Organism: Peronospora matthiolae
Lineage: Eukaryota; Oomycota; Peronosporomycetes; Peronosporales; Peronosporaceae
Source: the annotation of a GenBank genome assembly
AUGGCGAAACAGCGCAUUAAGCGCGUGCCCGCGUCGCAGGAUGCCUUAAACAGCUUCGUGACGACGCAGCUGCUGGACAAUAACAUGGACGGGAUUGCAGGAAAGAUCAACGUGCUGCGUGAAAAGCUACUGCAAGCCGAGGACCGAGAGGGCGAUGCACAGAGCAAGACCAAGUGGGCUCGCCAGCUCCAGCAUUGGCUCGCUCUAGCUUGUCGAUUGCUGGCUGAGCAGCGCCGGCAGCUGAAUCACUGUGUCGAACGUGUCGAAAGGGACUAUAGCCGCGGGAUGAUUGGACUCGGAAGUGGCAAGCAGCAAGAGGCCGACCAGGAGGCGGAAGGUAACCUCUACAGUCGAACGUACGCUCGACCGAGAGGGACCGGUAGCUCCUCGACAGCUGCAGCGACAGAAAGCGAUGGCUACGUGGGCGUCAUGGUGCCACGCCAGGAAGAUGUUCUUGCUGUAGGCUGUCACGUUGCAGCUAAAGUGGCGCGUAGCCAUGAGCUGUGGAUCAUGGCGCGUAUUGUGAAGUUCAGUGCCGAGUCGAACACGUACGAAGUGGAGGACGUGGACUCGGGCGACGAUGACGAUGACUAUGAUGCGUCGAGGAGACGAUACAUUGUCUCAUGGCAGCACGUCGUUGAGCUGCCAGGUGACUCGCUUCCUGAAGGCGCGUGGAUCCAGUAUGCGGUGAAUGAGCGCGUCAUGGCCAUGUACCCCAACACAACCAGCUUUUUCCGCAGUACCAUCCGCGUGCCGAAUCCAAAGGGUGCACCGUACGUGGUUCUCAAAUUCGAUGAGGACGAGGACGAACAUGGCUUCGUUCCAGACCGGAAAGUCCCUUUCCGCUUCGUAGCCCCUCUUAGACCGUGGCAUCGUAAGUGA